This is a messenger RNA of Monosiga brevicollis MX1, 1851 nucleotides long. RefSeq lists its product as uncharacterized. The transcript is spliced from 5 exons. Gene Ontology annotation, cellular component: cytoplasm. Gene Ontology annotation, molecular function: GTP binding; ribosome binding. Lineage: Eukaryota; Choanoflagellata; Craspedida; Salpingoecidae. Bases 1 to 1851 code for a protein of 616 amino acids. The record is from RefSeq and is a predicted model, not a curated record.
AUGGAACCCGAUCUGGAGUGGCAUGAUCAAGAUUUGGAAUCAGAAGACGAUUUCACUCACCAUCCAGAUGCCGUACCUCAGGCGGCCCCGCCCGGUCUGUGUGCCCAAACCCGACGCUGCGGGCUAGCAAGCUCGAUAAUGCGAAGACCAAAAGUUAAAAAAAGAGGGGUAUAUCAAUUUCCAAAGCUGACAACAUCGUCGUGUUGUGCUCACAAAACUCUCUCUCUCUCUCUCUCUCUCUCUCUCUCUCUCUCUCUCUUGCUCUCUCGCGCUCUCUCUCUCUCUCUCUCUCUCGCUCUUGUUUUGGCGGUGGCUGACCAGCAGCGGCGAGGAUUGCGCUUGUCACCUGGUCAAGCAACCGAGACCCUGCACAUGGUUGCGGAUGGCGAGAGUGACGCGGAUGCUGACAUGCCGUUGCCGCAGCUGAAUUUGCGCAAGAAGAUUCAUCGACACGCCGAGCUGGGCUUUAAUUCCGAGGACGCAACCAAGGUCCUUGUUCUUCAGCCAGAUUUCAAGGAUGCUCGUCUCCAGGGCGUGCGUCCGCCACAGCUGCAGCUGGAAGAAUCUUUGUCUUUGAUUGAUGCUGUUCAAGGUCUUACAGCUGUCGAAGGAGAGGUGGUGCGCAUGCGGGAAUUGCGUGAGCGUACCUUUUUCGGUAAAGGCAAGCUGGUCGAGGUGUCGGCGCGCGUACACGAGCUUAAGCAACGUGGCUGCGACGUGGUCAUGAUCAACACCUCGCGGCUCACGCCGCGGCAACAAGAGUUUCUGCAAAAGUCAUGGGGCCUGCCGGUGUAUGACAGAUUCACCGUGAUUCUCGCCAUCUUCGAAUCGCGUGCCGUGUCUCGACAAGCGCAGCUACAGGUUGAGCUGGCGCGCAUCGAGUACGAACGCGCUCGCUUAGUACUGGGACUCGAGGCGGGUUAUGAUCGGCAGGGUGGGCAUUCAGGAACACUCGGGGGUGCGGGUGAGACGGAGCUCGAACACAACCGACGUCGUCUGCAACGCCGUGAGCUUCGCAUUCGUGAGCUGCUGCGCGCUGCUGAUGCCAGCCGUCCCAGCAUCCGGAAGGGUACCAAAGACAUGCCCGUGGUAGCUGUGGUGGGCUACACCAAUGCAGGCAAGACAGCUUUGGUGAAAUGCCUUACGCACGACGCAGGACUUGAGCCCGAGAAUAAGCUCUUUGCUACCCUGGACACGACCACGCGAGCUGGCAAGCUUACAGAUGGUACGCAAUGCCUGUUUGUGGACACGGUGGGGUUUGUGGCAGACCUGCCACCGACUUUGGUUGAAGCCUUUCGUUCGACACUAGUCGAUCUUGCGGCUGCCGAUGUGUUGGUCCAUGUUACCGAUGCCACCGACCCUGAUCGCUUGGACCAGCAUGCCUGCGUAAUUGACGUACUCGAGGGGCUUGGGCUCUCGACCGCCCUUCUUGAGUCCCGAAUCUGCGUUCACAACAAGAUUGAUCUGCGCGAAUUUGACGAUACUGCAGCCCACCAGGACUUGGAUGUUCAUGUGGCCGGAAGCAGUCGAGCCAAGCGUGAGCGAGCUGCCAAGCUGUGGCGGGAUCACCCAGCCCUUCCCAUCUCGGUGCAUAGAGGCGACAACUUGGAGGAGCUGCUGGAGCGUAUCACACAGGCGGUUCAGAGGCAACGCGGCCGUGUCCAUCGUGCGGUUCGCUUUCGAAUUGACCAAGGCGAUGUUCUGCAAUAUCUUCAUCGGCACGGCGCCGUGCAGGACCACCAGGUAGAUGCCGACGGCUUGCAUCAAACCGUGGAGGUGAUCAUGUCUGCUGAUCGGCUGUCGCAGCUGGUCCACACCAAAAAAGUGCAGGUGGGCAGGUUUGCCGACUGA